This is a messenger RNA of Corticium candelabrum, 1170 nucleotides long. RefSeq lists its product as uncharacterized. The record is from RefSeq and is a predicted model, not a curated record. Lineage: Eukaryota; Metazoa; Porifera; Homoscleromorpha; Homosclerophorida; Plakinidae. The transcript is spliced from 4 exons. Bases 257 to 1162 code for a protein of 301 amino acids.
CCUACGUGUUUAACACGCGGAAGUUGCUAACGAAUGAUUGGCGCCAUGUCCGUUCACGUGAUUUUCGCAGUCAGGCGAAUUUACUUUGGUGGAGUGUGGAAUACGGCACACGUUCUUGUACACUCUCUUCUAGGAACUGGCUGUUUUUAUCAGAUUCAGGGCUACAGCACUUUCCAGCGCUUUUUGUGCAGCUUCUAGCUGUAGAUUGGUGUGUUGUUUCUUUUUCCGCAUUGCUGGUUGAUGCGGAAGGCCUGUCAUGAACGCGCGCGUAGUUCCUAGAAGAGGAUACCUUCGUGGAGGAGAGCGAGCGAGCGUCACCUACGUGGUUGGAGACUUCAAUCUUUUUCCAGAUAUGUGGGGAGGCUUUUCGUUGGAAUUCAGAGGAUCUAGAGCUACAAGUCUCGCAGAAGUAACUAGAGUGGAUGUGAGGACAUUUCAAUUUGUUAUUCCAGAUCAUGGUGUGGCUGAAACUGUUACUGUGACUUUGACGUGUUCUAACCAUCAAUUCAAUCAAUGCUGCAUUCCUUCAUUUGAAUAUGAGUUUGUGGACGGCUUCGCAAAAAUUGCAGACUUUCUACCCGUGAACAAGACUCCACUGGCUGUUCCUCUUGUUGUGGCAUUGGGGAUACGUGAUGACACUACUGACUAUGGUGCGAUGGAUAGGGCAUUUGUUCAUUUUUACAAUGAGGAUAUUCCUCCUAGUCUUUUGUUUAGAUCAGUUAUAAAUGAUCUUCAUGCACUGACAGAAGAUGAGAAUUUGCUGCAUAUUUGUUCUGAUCUUGGCUUGUCUCAGUUUUUGGCUUAUAUAUGUCAUAAUCAUUCUGAUGCAUCUGAUGCUCUGAAGGCAACCUGGAAGGGACGAACUCCAUUGGAUGUUGCAAGAUAUAGAGCAUGCAUGCCAGCAGACUCAGGAUGUCAUGAUGGUCAUAUUGAAGCUCGAAGUCUUCUAGAGCCAAUGCAAGAGCAGAUGCUCUAUGGUGCGUAUAUUUUAAUUUUGUUCUUUGUUUUUUGUGUUACUGCACAUCUAUCAGACUUGGACAAAAUUAUAGGGACACCUGGCAUUUUUGUGUGUAGUCUAACUUUGGCACUGAAUUUUUCUCUAGCAAAACCAAAUGUUUUUCAAAUUUCUUUUUUCAUGGAUUGCGCCAUUGUUAGUAUGUAACAUAGCUU